Messenger RNA from Sphaeroforma arctica JP610, 1380 nucleotides. RefSeq lists its product as hypothetical. Lineage: Eukaryota; Ichthyosporea; Ichthyophonida. The transcript has a single exon. Bases 137 to 874 code for a protein of 245 amino acids. The record is from RefSeq and is a predicted model, not a curated record.
GUUAUACACAGCCUUCCUCGUUUAAACUAAAAUUCUCACAAACUCACAAAGAAUUAUCAAUUUAUAUCAAACAAGAAAAAACAAUAAGACACUUCUUCGCAAACAAAAAUCAGUGACAAACGACACUCAAUCCAAUAUGAUCGAACUUCAUUCUACUGACGAAGGUCGCACCUGUGAUAACCAAAAUUGUUCGUCUUCAUCUCCAACAUACUUCCAUAACGUGAUUUCCAACGGGACCUUUACGGAUAGUGUCGCCUGUAAAACUUCACCGUUUACAGAGUGUGAUAAAAAAGAGCGCUGCGUUGCGGAAACGAACAUAGCGAGUCUCAGCCGAGAUGUCAUUCUGCAUGACAACGCAUUUCUAACACUACUCCGUACUACGCAAGUUAAUGGCGAUGCAUUUCCCGUAGUCAGCAUAUGUGACAUGUAUUUGAAAGCCAGUUCGCUCGAUGUUCUGCACAGGAUCCGAUUAGACGUUGCCAAUACAGUGCUCGCGUUCAUGGUCAUGAGGGGUCAUGAAAAUCGGGACAGGCAUAUUGCUAUAGUUUUAGACUAUCAGAAGAACUGUAGACUCUUAUAUCAGAGCUUGAUCGACAGGGGAGAUGAGUUUGAUUACGACCGGGAGCUACGACUAGAGUUAGCACGAACUGCCUUGGAAGUUGUACAGAACUUACAACCCGGUGCUAGCUUGGAGGAUGCGUCAGCGAUGUUUGGAGAAUGCGGCAAACGUGAUUUAGGACCCCAAUCGGAAAGUAGAAAACGUUCACACGAGCAUUCGGAACUACUGUUACAGAAUCUACAAGUGCUCCCACUACAUACAAACGGAAGUAAACGCAGGCGGAUAUCCCUUUGGGUCAGCGAUGUAGCCACUUGAAGGACACUGGUCAUAUUUUUUACCAGCGAUCUGCGACCGCCAAUUCUAUUUCUAAAAAUAGCAAUUCUGAUACCAGUGAAGAGAGUCACCGGAAUGAAUGACUAUUUAUUUAUGUGAUUUUGUGAGCUUGUGUCUUGUAGUUGUGAAGGUGUGACUCAUGCGAGGCUGCCGUUGUGGCAUGUAAGCUCAAAAUUUCACUGGGCGACCGCCAAAUCAAAAAUACCAAUUAUGGUAGUCACCGGAACGUAUGGUCAGGCCUGAAGCUCAUCUGCAGAAUUCUCAGGAAAGGAUGAGCCAAACUACCGCCGAUCUUUAGUUAACAAAGACCGCCCGCACUGCAACAGCGAAGUCCACGACGAUGGCUCUUAUGUACCUUAUAGUUCCUCACGCCUGAAUGGGUCUUAACAAUGGCCAAACUGGGAAUGGAGUGUUUGAUGUCGCGUGGAGCGUCCCAAACAUGGUAUUAAUGCUCACCAAAUAAAGUGAAAAUAGUUUUCAAUAUUCAG